AAUACAUACAUACAUACAUACUCGCCAUUGCAACGGGCACAGCACAGCACAGGCACAGCUCCGCCCCACGAACUGCAUGCCGGUGUAAGUUCAGCGCUCAAAUCGGGCCUGCAGCGCUAGCUGGCUAGCAGCGGAGGCGCCUGAGACCUAACGUGCCGUCGCUUCCGCCGCAUUGCGCUGAGCUGAGCUGAACUUGCACGUAGCUGGCUGUGGUGGCUAGAGCGGCCGACAUGCUUGCCGUGUCCUCUGCGAGGUGCCUCGCCGCCGACGCGGACGAGCAGCGCGCCGAAGUCGCGCCCAUGGAGACGGUUGGGGAUGCAGCAGUGGUGGUGGACCUGGACAUAGACUUCGACUUCACCGUCGAUGACAUAGACUUCGGGGACUUCUUCCUCAGGCUGGAGGACGGCGAUGCGCUCCCGGACCUGGAGGUCGACCCCGCCGACAUCUUCACCGAUCUCGAGGCGGCGGCCGCGGGCGUCGAGGAGUUUCAGGACCAGCAGGUGCCCUGCGCCGAGCUCUUGGCCGCCGUGGAGGACGUCGGUUCGGUCAGUCCAGCCGGUGGUAUCAUCGGCGUGGAUAACACGGCGUUCGCUGAGUCAGAACUUGGAGACGAGAAGCGAGGGUGUAAUCAAGCCGAGGUAGGCGAAAGCAUGGGUGGCGGCGACCGCCCCACUGUGCCAGAUGCAAAAUCACCGUCGUCAACAACGUCGUCGUCUACGGAGGCCGAGAGCCGCCACAAGUCGUCAAGCAAGAACUCCCACGGAAAGAAGAAAGCCAAGGUGGACUGGACGCCAGAGCUGCACCGGAGGUUCGUGCAGGCCGUAGAGCAGCUCGGCAUCGACAAGGCAGUGCCGUCUAGGAUUCUGGAGAUCAUGGGGAUCAACUCACUUACUCGGCACAACAUAGCAAGCCAUUUGCAGAAGUACCGGUCUCACCGGAAGCACAUGAUUGCGCGGGAGGCGGAGGCGGCGAGCUGGACCCAACGGCGACAGAUGUACGCCGCCGGCGGACCGGCUGCGGCCGUGAAGAGGCAGGACUCGAACAUGUGGACCGUGCCAACCAUCGGCUUCUCGACGCCGCACCCUCCUCCUCCUCCUCCGGCGGUAACCAUGCAGCACUACGCCCGGCCGUUGCACGUCUGGGGUCACCCUACGAUGGACUCGCCCCGGAUGCCGAUGUGGCCGAGGCACCCAAUGCCCCGUGCCCCGAUGCCGGCGUGGGCUCCCCCGCCGCCGCCGCCAUCCGACCCGGCUUUCUGGCACCACCCUUACAUGAGGGUACGUGCAAACGGGCCCGCGGCGUAUAUGCCGACCCAUGGGACUCCUUGCAUGGCAAUGCCGAUGACACCGAAAUUUCCUGCUGCACCCGUGCCCGUGGCCAUGCCGUGCCCAGUCUAUGCGUCCCCCUCCCCGGCACCAGCGCUGGCGAGCAAGAGCCAACAAGAUUCGCAGCUCCAGCUCCAAGCACAACCAUCAAAUGAGAGCAUAGACGCGGCCAUUGGUGACGUUUUAUCCAAACCGUGGCUGCCGCUGCCGCUGGGGCUGAAGCCCCCUUCGUUGGGCAGCGUCAUGGGCGAGCUUGAAAGGCAAGGCGUGGCCAAUGUGCCCCAAGCCUGCGGGUGAGCGUUGGAGGGUGCAUCCGCGUGCACUCCAUGCAUGACUGCUGCUCCGUUCGAUGGAGCAGCUAGCAGCAACAACAACAUCGUCGACAUGUCUUUGUUCCUUUGAACGUUUUGUGGAUCUCUCUCUCUCUCUCUUGGUCAACUUGUGCAUAAUUUCGAUCAAGAGAAACAUCGUUAUUUUGAGUUCACUCCCGAGACACAUUUUUGUUACACCUAAACUUUAAGUUUGCGGUAACAGCAGCAUCAACAACAACAUCAACAACAAAAUGGUCAACAUGUCUUUGUUCCUUGGAACGCUUUGUGGACCUCUCUCUUAGUGAACUUGUACAUAAUUUUGAUAAAGAGAAACACCAUUAUUAUUCA
This is a messenger RNA of Triticum aestivum (bread wheat), 1984 nucleotides long. RefSeq names its product probable transcription factor GLK1. Gene Ontology annotation, biological process: positive regulation of DNA-templated transcription. The transcript is spliced from 6 exons. The record is from RefSeq and is a predicted model, not a curated record. Gene Ontology annotation, molecular function: transcription cis-regulatory region binding; DNA-binding transcription factor activity. Gene Ontology annotation, cellular component: nucleus. Bases 231 to 1622 code for a protein of 463 amino acids. NCBI's taxonomy places the organism in Eukaryota, Viridiplantae, Streptophyta, Magnoliopsida, Poales, Poaceae.